This is a messenger RNA of Alligator mississippiensis (American alligator), 10731 nucleotides long. It is a transcript of the gene OMA1, whose product is annotated as OMA1 zinc metallopeptidase. Bases 93 to 1673 code for a protein of 526 amino acids. Gene Ontology annotation, biological process: protein quality control for misfolded or incompletely synthesized proteins; mitochondrial protein processing. The transcript has 10 exons. Gene Ontology annotation, molecular function: metalloendopeptidase activity. Lineage: Eukaryota; Metazoa; Chordata; Crocodylia; Alligatoridae. Gene Ontology annotation, cellular component: mitochondrial inner membrane. The record is from RefSeq and is a predicted model, not a curated record.
UUCUCUCGGCGCUGUCCCAUUCAGAUGGCGUCAUCAGUGUGCGCCGCCGGCCCUGUAUCACCCUUCCGCGUCCCGCCAGCGCUGGGCGAGCGAUGAGCGCCUGGGCCGGCCUGCGGCGCGGGGGCAGUGCCUGCCCCUUGUCUCGGCUCGUCUCCUUGGCCAAGCCCGCAGGAGGAUACCGCCACCUCUGUUGCCUAAAGCCCCCUGCCGCGAGCCGUCCCACGACGGGAAGCGUCCCUGUCUCUAGGAACAGCCCGAAGAAAAGCCAGGGCCGGGCGUGGCAGGUCGAGAAGGCGCCCGAUAGCGGCGGAGGACCCCUCGUCCUGCCCCCUCCGCGCCGGCUCGGCGAGGGCGUGCUGCGUGCAGUCGUUCCUCCAGGCCCUCGCGCCAGUCGCCCGCGUGCCGGGGAUGUUCGGGCUGCCUGCUUCGUCCACACGUCGUCGUCUUUGCGAGCCGCUCCGAUUCCCGCCUUGUGGAUCCUCCUGAAACCCGCUCAGAAACUAUUUGCUAUCAUUCUGGGCAGGAGCAUAAGAAAAUGGUGGAAGGCCCUUCCCCCCAACAAAAAAGAACUCUUUAAAGAAAGUGUAAGAAAAAAUAAAUGGAGACUCCUUCUAGGUGCCUGUAGCUUGGGAGCUUUAUACAUCAUGUUUUAUUUUACUCACCUGGAAGAGACUCCAAUCACUGGUCGUACUAGACUACUGGUGUUUGGGAAAGAAGAGUUUCAGCAGUUGUCACAGCUGGAAUAUAAUAUGUGGAUGGAAAAGUUUGAAAAUGAAAUGUUACCUGAGACAGACACUCGCUAUCAAGUUGUGAAAAAAGUAGUUUAUCAUCUCUCUGAAAGCAACCAGGACAUCCCACAGUUGUCAGAGUUUAAGUGGGUUAUCCAUGUAGUGGAGGAACCAGGCAUAAAUGCUUUUGUGCUUCCAAAUGGAGAAGUGUUUGUUUUCACAGGGUUACUAAAUGCAGUGUCAGAUGUUCAUCAGCUAUCUUUCAUUUUGGGACAUGAGAUAGCUCACGCUGUGUUGGGACAUGCGCUUACAUCUUUCUGCCAAAAAAGCUGCUGCUGGAAGUUGCAGUGUGCAUUAUGUGCAAGAACUAUGGCAGAAAAGGCCAGUCUGGUACAUUUCGUGGAUUUCCUGUCUCUCAUCUUUCUCACUAUGAUUUGGGCCAUUUGUCCUAGAGAUAGCUUGGCAAUUCUUGGCCAGUGGAUCCAGAGCAAGAUGCAGGAGUUUAUAUUUGAUAGACCCUACAGCAGAACACUGGAAGCUGAAGCUGACAAAGUGGGACUUCAGCUGGCUGCAAAGGCUUGUGUGGAUGUAAGAGCAAGCAGUGUAUUUUGGCAGCAGAUGGAAUUAGCAGAAACCAUUCAAGGGCAGCCUAAAUUACCAGAAUGGCUCUCCACGCACCCUUCUCAUGAAAACAGAGCUGAACAUUUAGACCGGCUUAUUCCAGAGGCUCUUAAAUUGAGAGAGAGCUGCAAAUGCCCCUCUCUUUCUGGACCAGAUCCUCGCCUCAUUUUUAGACUUAACAUGCAGCAUCUUCUGAAAGCAUCUAAAGAUCGAGAAAGCCAAAAUGCUACCGAGCAAGGUCUACCAAAAGUGAAAGUGGAGUUUCCUCCCACUCAAAAGAUGGAAAAUAUUCCAGUAGCUUUUGCAGUUAAACCCACAGAUUGAAAGGAAAACUAUUCAUCUGAGAAACUUGUAAAAUUUGCUAUCCCACCUUUUCCUGCAGGACUUUGGGAUAAUAAAAUAGUCAGGACAGCUACAAAUCAAAUUUGUGCCUAUGUGGUGCCAAAAAUCCUAUGAGGCAAAUUGUCUCUGAGCCACAAAGAAGACCUGCUGGCCAGUAUUCUUUGUCUCCAACCUUCUGGGGCUCUCCUGCUCUGUGCAGUGAGAAACUCUGGCCACACAGGGAGAGCCGUGUAUUGGAGCAGUGAGACUUCUAUUCAUCAUGGGAUGCUAAAAAUAAAUAAUUUCACUGGGGAAAAAUAAUCUCCGUACAAUCGAGUCGCACAGUAUAAUUUUCAGCUUUGUCAGGCUCACCUUGAUCAAAGGACAGAUAAACCAGAAGCCUCUCUAAAGCAGAAUAAAUAGUAGUCUUCAUCACUUAAGUUGUCUGUUUUAGCUUGCUGUAAUUUGGGUUAGAUCCUCCUGGCUUCAUUUAAAAAAUAAUGAGAACUCACUGCCUGUUCCAUGUAUAAAAUGUUUUUAAAAAUACUAAGCUGAGAAGCAAUAAAAUGGCCAGUGGGCUGGACACAGCCACCUAAUUGGAUGGUUUUCUGCAGGAUGUCUCCUUUUUGAGUGCAUUUUAGAAUAUGAGUUGAUUCAGCAUUUCUCGUUAAAGCAAACUUGUGCAGACUUGUCUUUAAAAGUGAAAUCAGGAAGUAUAUGAAGGAAUCUUAAAAAAUCUGUGGUUAAAAACUUGUGGACUUGUGGGACUGGGAUAGCUUUUACAACCACACUGUGCAACCACAGUGCCUUUUUAAAACAUCAAGAUGCCUCUCCAGAAGUCAGAUUUGCUUCUGUGUCUGCUGGUUUGGACAUACCAGCACCUGGCUGUUGUACAAUGCAUUACCACUUCAUAAUGCACUACGUAGUCAGUGGAUACAAGAAGACUACUAGGCCAUAGAGCUGCAGAUGCUGCACCUAAUGGUAACAGGUGGGGUUUUUUUUUUGGUUUAGGAAGCUAUUGCUAUAGAAAUAAAAUAUAGAACUGAAUAGCCUUCUAAGUCUGUCCCUUUCAUGGGGGUGAUGAGGAUCAUAAUGAUUCCCACUGUGGGGCCUUAGUUGGAGUCCAUCAGGUAGAGAAGGAAUUGUAAGGAGAUAUUUUCAAAAUGGAGCUUGGAAAGAUGCGUGAAGCUAUUCCCUUUUCCCAUUGCUUGGUCUGCUUUUCUGAUUGAAGGGUUUAGUGUGACCACUCCAUUGGCACAACUGGUUGGUGAUUCCUAGUGCUAAGUUUGACUGAGGAGCUGCUUAAUGGAGCUUAUCUGGGAAGAAGACAGAACAUUUUCCUUGUGGACUGUUAGGGAGGGAGCUGUCUGCCUUUUCUUCUUUUUCCAAAACAACUGGAUGCAGUUCCUUAAAAAGGUCUGGAAUCAGGUGGAGUAGGCAGCAAAGCAUUAGGGCUGUGCAAAGCUUCAGUAGCUGAUUAGAUUCGGAGGAGAUUCAGCCCGAUUCGAAGACCAAAUCUCCGAAUCUGAAUUGAAUCGGGAGACCAAGUAAAAGCUCCAAAUCGAUUUGGAAAAACUUCAGAAAAGAUUUGACUGAUUCGGAGAUUCGACCGUAGGCUACAGGCUGCUGACAGCUGCCUCCAGCUGGUAAGUCUGUUGGGGUUGGAGCGGGGGGAGGGAAGAGGCAUGGGGGAGGGAGGGACUGGGGCUGGGACAAGCUGCCCAGCCAGGGUGAUGCUUUACUCUGUGGGGCGGGCUCUGCCACGCUGCCGCUUGCCCAGCUGGGGCGGAUUGGGGGCAGGAUGUGAGCAUGGCUUGCUCCAGGAAGAAGGGGGCAAGCGGCAGCAGGGCAUAGGCCCCGCUCCCAGUGCUACUGUGCUCGUAUCCCUCCCCCCCCCCCCCCCAUCCGCACCAGCUGGUAAGCGAUGGCAAGGCAGAGCCCCGUUCCCAGCAGCGGGUGUGACAGUGCUGGGAGCAGGGACUAUGCCAUGCUGCCACCUGGAGCAAGUCGUGCCUGCAUCACGCACCCCCUCUUCCUCCCCCCCUCCCCCUGCACUGGUUGUGCAAGCAGCAGCAGGGCAGAGCCCCCGCGGCUCCCCCCCGCCAGCGCAGAGGCAGGCACAGCCAGAGGAGCCAUGGGAGAAGCACCCAUGGCUGCCCUCCUCAUCCCCAUCCCAGACCCAGCCUACUGGCACUUAAAACAAAAAAAACCCCUGCACUCACUGGCUCUGACAUCGGCGAUUAGGUCCUCUGAGGGCUUGUGGUAGAGCCCCCCCAUGCAGCAGGGGGCAUUGGGGAUCGUUCCCCCUUCCCCCGCUUGGCACCCACAUGGCAGCUGCCCCAUGGCGCAGGUGGGUACCACGCGCUGUCUGGAGCUGGGGCAGCUCCAGCAGUCAGCCGGAGCCCGGCAGCGUUAAGCCCUAGCUGCCAGACAGUGUGCAGUGACCUGCCGAGCUGCACUGCACCCGCGCCAUGGGCCAGCUACUGCGGAGGUGCCAAGCGGGGGGACGAUCACCGCUGCCUUGCGCUGCACGGGGGUGCUCUGCCAUGAGUGCCCAGAAGCUCCAAUUGCUGUUCUUGCAGCCGGUGAGUGCCGGGCUUUAAAAAAAAAAAAAGAAAAAAUGCCAGGACUAGGCUGGGGUCGGGCAGGGCAGCCAUGGGGGCUUCUUCCGCAGCUCCCCCUGCCCGGGGAGAGGCUGACACAGCCGGAGGAGCUGCUCGGUUGUGCCUACCUCUCCCUGUCCAAUCUGAAUCACCAAAUCUGUUUGAAUCAGCACCGAAUCUUCCAAAGCUGAUUCGGCGGAAUCAAUUCAGAACAGUGAUCUGAAUCGAAUCGCUAUCCUCUGAAUCAUCCAGAUCUGAAUCUGUAUUGAAUACUUCCCUAUUUGCACAGGCCUACAAAGCAUCCCCUGCCCAAGAGCCAACCUUCCCUUCCUUUAGGCAGACUUGUCCUGCUGCACAGAAAGGAUGCAUUGCCUAUUUUCAGCUGGCUGCUGAGCCCUCACUUUCCAGUUUAUGCAAAUAUUGCGUGCUGGCCUUAUAGAAGGGGGAAAAUCAUACAGUGAAGAAAAGAGGAAGAAAGUCUUUUUAUGUGUUAAAAAAGGUGGUCUAACUAUUGGAAUCAAGUUUUUUUUCAAUUGAAGCCUUGCACUUUAGAAGAGAAUCAGUGCCAUUUAUAUAUAGCAAGAAGGGGUGUUAGUACUUACAGCUGCACGUCAGACCACGAGGCAGAUGGAAUCGGAAGCAUCUUUUAUCAUAUUUUGGAGAACUGAGAUUUUAAAAUGUGCCAUAUUGUUUAAAUUUAGGAUUGAUUCUGAAGAUAAGCUUUUUAGGAAAGACAACAUUCAUCAGUGGCAGUGAGCCAAGAGGUUGAUUAAAAAAAAAAACUCGAAAAUUGACUUCAGCCAACGAUGCUGGGUCCUUUAAGAAACACUAGCAGCCAUCAAAUGUGUCUGUAUUUGGGAGCUGAGGGGUUCUGUUUACAAGAUUGCCUCUGCUGAUGAUUUCCAGGCCAGAUUAUAUAUGUUUACAUUGUCCACAUGUUCCUGGCAAGCUAUUUUAAAAUUUAUAUGCAAGAGAGCACUGGCAAAUGGCAGAAGGUCCAACCUGGCCAUCCAUCCAUCCAUUAUUUUUAUUUUUAGUGACAGGAGUUUUUGUAACAGCCAUUCAGCAAUGUGUUAAAGCAUUUGGACAUUGUCACCUGAAGGUAAACAGAAAAAUACACCAUUUAAAUUUCCCUGUGGGUUUUAUAGCUUGCACUAGAUAGUUAGGACCCCAGUGCUUCUUCUUUCCCUAAAAGGCAGUGUCAAAGCUCGUUUUGUUAUCCAGUCUUCCUGGUUGACAUUCAACAUGAUUUUAUGUCACUUAAGAGUAGGGAUAAUCCAGAGAACUUUUUAUAGCAUUUAAGUAUUCUAAAAAACACAUCUAAAGCAAAUAAAUGAGACAGAUCUCACACUUGGACUUUGUAAGUCUGUUCUAGAUGGCCUGUGUGUUACAAUCAAUAUUUGAGGUAUCUUAAGAAGUUAAUCAAGAAAGAUGAUCUCAAUUUUCAAUAUGAAUUCCUUGCUUAUUGAGUCUGAAUGAAAGCUCCAGACUUGUACAACCUCUAAAUUCAGGGUGUUCAAAAUCCUAGCUCUUUAUUUGGUACUUGGACUCUUUCUCAUUUUGUCACAAGCUUUUAAAAGACUUCUCCUUUCAUCUCUGUAUGAAGUAUUAAGCUGUCCAACCCAUAACACAGUCUAGUCUUGAGCCUACCUCUUGUCUAAGUGUUUCUAAAUAUGUGCACCACCUUUGUUUCACCCCUUCUAUUUUUUGUUUAAAUAUUUAAAAGUGCUUUCUUGUCUGUAUGAAAAAUGGAUUAAAUUAAAAUGCUGUUACUUUCUGAAGGUCAGAGCUUUUAGCAAGAGCUAUACUUUUUAUUAUAUGUUAAAGAAACCAAUAAUCUCUCUCAACCUAUCUGAAAUUGAUUUUAAAAUACCUCCACUAUUAAAAUAUUUCAGUUAUAAACUUUUUACCACCUAUAAAAAUCUUGCACUGCAUUGGCUAGCUUAGUGUAUUGCAGGGAAAGAAAGAAGCAAAAACCUGAGUAGAAUGACUGAAGUACAUGAAAGAUGCAUAUCAUUACAAGAUGGAGAAUAGCAGGUAAAAUUAAGAUAGGUUGGUAAAAAUGUUUUUUCCUUCCCCUGCCAGUGCUGCAUGCUGUGCUGCACAGCUUCUUUUAGAAAGAUUAAGUCCACAGCGUAUCUAUUAUGUGUUUACCAUACUGGGAGUGUCGAGGAGUUUGACAAGCAGGGGACGUGAACACAAAGCAGUCUAAUAAAUCAAAUGGCUUGUAGGAACUUUUAUUUUGUCAUGUUUGGCAUCCUUUUGUUUUAAAAUAGUACCCUUUGGAAGAUUCUGAUGUGAAAUAUUUAUAUGCUGAAAACCCGAAGCAAAGCUCUGUUAAAACUGUAUUUUGUUUUUAAAACCUAUGUUUUUUCAGUCAUUAAAUAGAAAUGCACUUGUAAGCUCAGGUUUUUAUUUGUUUUUUAUUCUCUAUUCUCCUGCAGCUUUUAAUUUUGUGGUGUUAUAAGUAUAAUACUUCUGGGUCACAAAGCACUUUAAGUAUAGCCCUGUUUUAGGACAGGUAGCAGUUACCGAGAUUGUUCAUGUGCUAAAUUCCCUCCUGGUUGCUCUCAGAUCCUGGACUUAUUUUUGGUGGUUGGAGAAAAAGAGAGUGAAUAAAAUUCUCUUGAGGUAGUUUUCUAAUCAGUGUUAAAAAAUAAAUAACUGUUGUUGGCAAUCUAGUCCAUAAUGUAUUUUACUUAUAUUUCAAAUGGAGCAUAGGGGUAGCUGCUCUCUGUAAGGACUAGUAAUAAUAGUUUGUAUUUCUAGAUUAGCGGUUCCCAACCUUGGGUUGUGACUCAAAGGAGAGUUGCAGGGGCAGUGUCGGCAGCGCCACACACAAACGACAAGCUGCGCUGCAUGGCAGGAGCUCCCUUGCCCCCAGGCUGCUGCUGCCGCCGCUGAACUCCGCUCCCAGCAGCAGGUCACAAAAAAAGGUUGGGAACCACUGUUGUAGAUCAAAGCAUUUCUGAAACAUUAAUAUUUGCAUUAGGUGGAGUUGACCUGUUGGAUAAACUGAGGCACAUUGAGAAAGUGAUUUUACAAAGGCUACAUGCUAAGUCAGUGGGAACCCUGGGAACAGAGUCCAGAAGGUCUCACUCAGUCCAUCCCAUUAGUUUGCCUGAUGACUCUGUUUCAAAUGUCACAUUUUCUGUAAUGAAUGACUAUUUGAAACGCCAUUUACCAGAAUGCCCGUCUGCAGAGGUUAGAAAAUGGAUGUGUGUGUAGGAUUCAGAUGCAGAUGUUAUCUGCACAAGCCUUGAAUAUUUCAUAACUGUUCUACCUCGUGGGCACCCUGACUACUCUCUAGAGGUCUCAAUUUAUUUGCUCUCUGCCUCAAUCCACUAAAGAGUCCAAUCCUUAGAUCUGUUGCCACUGUGUUUGAGACUCUCUAAACCAGUUGAAAUCUGGAAAAUAAAAAUCACGACUGCUACACCACACCUGUGUUGGCUGUAUGCUACAGAUAUGAAGGUACAAAAGUCAUCUUCAUAAGAGUAAUGCAGAGUUUUGUAUAGCUGGAUCAUACAGUUCUUUAGUAUGCAUACAGUGUGGCCAAGCUACAGCUGCUGUGAUAAACGUGACUUAAAUUUCUCCUGUAUGCAAAAUCUGUAUUGUUGUGCAAAACUACAUUAAUGCAUUUUUAAUAGGCAAGGUAGAUAACACUGCAUGAUAUGGAAGAAAGUGUUAUAUGGAUUCUUAGCAACAGCAAAUCAGUGCACAGAAGAGUUGGCAUUAUAUGAGCUUGCAUUUUCUUUUAGCAUUUCAAAAUCUUUCAUCCUUCCUUCCUUUCUUUUUUUUGAGUCAGCUCGGGGUAAAAAAAAAAUAUUCCCUAAAAAUAUCUGAAGUGCAUCGAGUGCCUCAGUCACAAUCUGACACAGGAAAGGCCACACCCCAGAAACUAUCUGCAACCAAAAUCCUGUGGGGAUUGUUGACAAACAUGACUUGAAUAAUUUGGCCUCCUUUCCCACUGUCUCAGCAUGUACAAGUGUCUUCUACAGAAGAGUGGGGCAUGUUUGUGUGGCAAGGAACCAUGUGCUGAUGCUGCUCAUACCGGACUGCUUCUGAUCCCAAAGGCAAGAGUCACUAAGCACUGCUGAGCUGUCAUCUGGAUAAACCCUACAUUUGCCAAGAGGAAGUUCCAGGUAACUGUGACAAACCUGAGAUCUGCCACAGACUUCUGUGUCCCUGAGCAAGUCAUAUAGGCCCAAAUAUCUAUUUUGGAUGCCUCUGUUCUUGGGAACCCAGUUUGAAACACACAGCCUGACUGGUCAAAGCCUCUUGGCAUUCAGAAUACCUAUCAGAGUCUGAGACUGCUGAAUGUGCUUAAGGUCCAGCUCUGUAGCUGUCAAACUAGGAACCCAACAAGUCAGAUACACCACAUCAGAAGCUGCUUCAAAAAUUAGCGAUAUUCUAUUUCCCCAUCUAAAAAAUGGAGAUAUGCUCUUCCUCUAGCAAUAGUGUUGCAUUGUUUUAAUUAAAUGUUUGAAAAGCCCCAUGAUAUAAAGCACUGUAGCUAUGCAAUACAUUGGGUAUUUUUAGGUGGAGAUGUUAAAUAUCCAGACGUUAGCAGUGUCUAACCAUGUUGAUCCAUGGUUUGGGAGAUUCUACCUCCUAUUUCUGUUGUGCGAUAUGGUAAACAAGAGGUUUCCUGCUCUUUUUCUGUUUCUAAAUCAUAGAGAAACAUGGCUGGAAGGGACAUACAUAGGUCAUCUAGUCCAACCGUAGGCAGCAUCAUUCUUGUCCAUACAAUUUUAUACAAUACCUAAUCUUAAAUUCUUCAUAAAAUUACCAUGAACACUGAUGCAACAUAAGAUGCAAUGCCCUAGCUUGCCACAGGUAAAUCAGGGGAACCACAGGACCAUGGACAGAGCAGGGAGGGUAUCGUGGCUCUGUCCCACGCCCCAGCCCUAGCCUCUGCUCCACAUCCUGGUCAGCUCCUGCAUGCCACUCCCCAUCUGCCCGCAGACCCAUCCUAUCUGCUCAGUGGAGUGCAUCCUGCCCGCAGGGGUCCACUCAGUCUCUGCAGAGACCCUGCCCACCUGCUCUGCCUGGCACCUCCAGCAGUGGGUGCAGGGUGGAUAUGCCAGGGGGAUAUGACAGAGGGGAGCAGCAGGGCUGGGGCUGGUGAUGACAGAGACACCAGCAGUGGAAGGAGAUGAUGCCAGGGCUGCCGGGAAGUGGAGUUCUGAGCCCUGCACCACCCCUGCCCCACCCUGCACCCAGGGACCACGGGACCAGUGGCACAUGCCACGGCCAGGCAGAACAGAGGGUCCUGCUGCAGGCUGGAUAAAAAUUGCUUGGCGGGCUGGAUCUGGCCCACAGGCUGCAUUUUGCCCAUCUCUGCCCCAGGAAGCAGACUCUGCCCUGUGCUAGAUGAAGGUAAAGGACUCCUAGUCCUUGCCAGCUGACCUGAAGGAGAAUUCCUUCCUACUCCAAACAUCUGGUACUUGUUUUAACUCUUGAGUAUAUAAGCAAGAGGUUUCUUAAUUCCAGUAAGAGCACAAGAGCUCCCCAGCUAGUCCCCCACACCAAGUCAUGGCCAGAUAGACUGGCUGAAGGGAGAAUUCUUUCAGUGUAUCCACAGUGUGUGUAUGUAUCUCACGUGAGCAAAAACAAGACUGACAAGCCUCAAAAGCCUAUCUUUGGUUGGUAGAGUGCUCUUUUUCCCCCCCUAUUUCCUACCUAGAAUUACACAUUUGCCAACUGUCUGAGUAAUACUUAAUGACUAGAGUGCCACAAGUUUUCAGAUCAAACUAUAGUGUGUUUGAAUAGUAGAAUCAUGUUAAUCAUCUCAGUUUAUUAGCCUUGUCAGUAAAAAAAAAAAAGCAUGUUAGUGAUCUUUGAGAAGUUCAUCUAACCCUAAUCUCUGCUGGGAAGGCACCUAGUAAAUGUCAUGUAGAAAAUAAAUAUUCCCAUGUAAGUAGUGAAUGUAUUUAAAACUUAAAUUAGAAUUCUGACGUGCAUUAUAGUUUUCUUCACCCAAGCCAGACUCACUUGACAAGCACUUCCUUUCUGCUAAGCUGCUGUCACAGCACAAGACAGGGAGUCUUGACUGCCGUUGAUGGAAGAGUAAAAGGCAUUCUUUUUAUAGAAGUUGGGUGUUUUGCUUUCAUGCACAUUUUAGAAACAAACGUUUAUAUCAUAGAGAUGUGGUUGGGUUUGACAAGAAUUUCUGCUGAUUGCUAUGUCUGUUUUUUGCUUUAGGGAAGUGGGAUGAAAUAUCAUAGAGAAAUAGUAAGUAAUGACUAAUAAUGAAAGUGCCUGCUUGAAAUUUUCUUGGAAAUUGUUUUAGUCCUGGAACUAACCUCUCUACUCUUCAUAUCUAUGGCAUUUGUUUCUUUUCUGUAUUGAGCAAUCCUAACGUUGUGACCAACAUGGUAUAGGGGUUUUAUGGAAAUAUAUAUUCUUCUUUAAAACUUGAUGAGUUUAAGAUAUAAAUUAAAGAUUUUUUAAAGUUA